GGCAGUCUAACACUGGUUCUUGAAACAGUUGUAGUGAUAUGGCAGUAGUGGAGGGGAGCGGGCAGUAACGAAGUCUGCACAGAUACAAAUACUGAAAGUGUGUUUCGUACAAGAGGCAGAUCCGCUGGAUGUGGGUCUUGUCACCGAUGAACCAGAAGAGCUCAGCUGCAGAAUUCAAGACGAGACAAAAAAGCGCAGCCUCACUGCCUCAGGGCUACCUAUCCUCCGUCUGGCUGGCGUCAAGGUGCGGGUACGAGUGAGUGAGCGCCCACUCGGUCAAACUAUCUGACAAAAUGACACCCCAAUGACUCCGCACCUACCUUGGUAGAGACACAUAGGUUGGGAUGGCGAAGGAAACGAAAGGGAAAGCCGCUUCCCGCAAGCACAGUGCCUCCCACUGGCGGAUGCAGGACAUUGCACAGGAGUCUGUUGACAGCUCAGAUGAGGAGUUUUUCGAUGCCAGAGCAGAUGUGCUGGAGGGGAAGAGUGCCAUCCUCCUGGGGAUGAGCCAGUGGAACUCCAACGACCUGGUGGAGCAGAUCGAGACCCUGGGACACAUGGACCAAUCACAAGGGAGCCUGUAUCGCCUGGGGCGUCCUCGAUGUGUCCCUCAGAGCAGCAUCGACGGGUUAGAGGACAUGGAGAAGACCCAGUGUAAGACCCACGUGUUGCUGCUGGUGAUGCAUGGUGGGAACAUCCUGGAUACAGCAGGGGGAGACCCUGGCACCAAGGCUGGCGAUGCCACCACGCUGUCCUCCGUGCUGGAGAAGGUGGCUCGGGCACACUUCCAGGCCGCUGCAGAACAUGUGAUGAUCAAGCUAGUGGCCUGCCCGGCUGUGUGUGCCGAGGCCUUCUCCCUCGUCUCCAAUCUGAACCCAUACAGCUAUGAUGAGAGCUGUGUGUCCAGCAGCGUUGACCACCUGCCCCUGGCCGCCCUCCCGCUCCUCGCCAUUGCAGCCCCACACUACCAGGACGCCGUGGCAACCCUCAUCACCCGCGCCAACCAGGCCUACCACAGCUUCCUCGUGUCCCAGGACGGACAGGGCUUCACUGGCCAGGUGUGUGUGAUGGGCGACUGUGUGGGAGGUGUGCUGUGCUUCGACGCCCUGUGUUUCAGCAGCAGCAGUAGUAGCAGUCAGAGGCAGCACAGCAGCCCCAGCAGCAGCAGGAACAACAGCACUGAGAGCCUCAAGGAUAACCCUGAGGACAGCCCCUGUCACAGCCCCAGCCUUGGACUCAGCUCCAGUAAGAGGCUGAGUAAGAGUAACAUUGAUAUCUCGGCCCUGCCCAGCGAUGGACACAACCAGGCCAGACAGCCCCUCAGCAGGAAACAGAGUGACUCGUAUGAUGGAGACACAUCUACUGGACAACACAGCUUCUUCAGCAGUCUGAUGCAGGAGGGGGUGGACCUGCGCCCCGGCAGCAGCAGUAGUCUGAUUUUGAACCCAGGGAGGUUUGACUUUGAGGUCUCUGAAUGUUUCCUGCUGGGCUGUCCACUGGGUCUGGUGCUGGCCAUGAGACGCACGGUACUGCCUGCUGUCCAGGUGAGUCAACUCCGUCCUGCCUGCACCCAGAUCUUCAACCUGUUCUACCCCUCAGACCCCUCUGCCUCCAGACUGGAGCCCCUGCUGGAGCCCCUCUUCCACAAGCUGCCCCCCUUCCCCAUGCCGCGCUACCAGCGCUACCCCCUGGGAGACGGACGCUGCACACUUAUAGCUGACAGUAUCCAAAGUCACCCAGAGGUGUUCCUGGAGGCAGAGCCCAGUCCUGGUGCCCCGACCGUGCCCCCUUCCCCUGAGACAGACAGCAGUGGAAGGGGAGGAGGAGGAGGGCGCAGAGCCAGUGUGACCAGCGUGGACAGUGAGACGUCCUUCUGCUCUGUGGGCCGGAUGAGUAGCACCAUCACCAACAUUUCCAGUAGCUGGUGGGGCUCUAAGAGGUUGGACUAUGCUCUGUACUGUCCAGACGUGUUGACCUCCUUCCCCACAGUGGCACUGCCUCAUCUCUUCCAUGCCUCCUACUGGGAGUCCACUGAUGUUGCUGCGUUUCUGCUCCGACAGCUCAUACGAUGCGACAGUGUGAAGGCCCAGGAAGCUGACAGCAAGGACUCAGCCCCCUUCUCUCCAUCCAGCCCACGGGAGAAGUGGCUUCGCAGGAGGACGCAUGUCAAACUGAGGAAUGUGACUGGCAACCACAGGGUGAAUGAUAUCAUCGCCACAGAGGAGGGACCACAGACGCUGGUUGGUCGGUUCAUGUACGGCCCACUGGACAUGGUGACUCUGACUGGAGAGAAGGUGGACAUUCUCCUAAUGACCCAGCCCCAGUCCGGCCGCUGGGUCCACUUUGACACAGAGGUGACCACCAGUAGUGGCAGAGUGGUCUACACCAUCCCCAAGAGCAAGAAGCUGGCCACCGGGGUCUACCCUAUCAAAAUGAUGGUCAAGGGAGAUCAGACGAGUGCAGAGGCCUACCUGACGGUGUUGCCCAGGGGGAUGGAGUGUGUGGUGUUCAGCAUCGAUGGCUCCUUCGCUGCUAGCGUCUCCAUCAUGGGCAGCGACCCUAAAGUCCGCCCCGGAGCAGUGGACGUUGUCAGACACUGGCAGGACCUGGGCUAUCUUAUCAUCUACAUCACAGGGAGGCCAGACAUGCAGAAGCAGCGCGUGGUGUCAUGGCUGUCCCAACACAACUUCCCCCAGGGCAUGAUCUUCUUCUCUGAGGGCCUGGUCCACGACCCACUGAGACAGAAAACCAUCUUCCUCAGGAACCUAGUGCAGGAGUGUCACAUUAAGAUCAACUCAGCCUAUGGCUCCAUGAAGGACAUCUCUGUGUACAACAUGCUGGGUCUGAGUCCUUCACAGAUUUAUAUUGUGGGCAGGCCUUCCAAGAAGUACCAGAAUCAAUGCCAGUUCCUAAGUGAUGGCUAUGCAGUGCACCUCUCCUCACUGCAGUUUGGCCACCGGACCAGACCCAAGAAGACCUCCUCGGUCCGCAUGGUCCUGAGGAAAGGCUCCUUCGGCCUCUCUGCCAAACCUGACUUCCUGUGUAAACGCACCCACCUGAGGAGAACCAUGUCUGUCCAGCACCCUGACCCUCCCUGCACCCCCAACCCUAAGCCUGAGCGGGCCCAGAGCCAACCAGAGUCUGAUCAGGAUCCCGGGGGAGGAGGAGGGGGCGGCGGCCAUGGUGUCUGGGGGCGGGCCUCCAUACACCGUGGAGACGCCACACCCUGACAGACAGAGAGAGAUGGAGGGAAGAUGGACAAGGUGGAGGACAAGGGUCUCAUUGUCCAUGGCCAAGAGCCGCAUAGAGGGCCUGAUGAGCUACAACUGGAGUGUCCAAUCAAGCACGAAUAGUGUUUCUGCAAUUACGGAGAUUGGAGUGUGGGUGCUGUCACUUCAGUGGGCCUGUAGGAACUAAUCUAGUUGGCUUUUGUUGUGUUGUCACCUAUAUUGGAUCUUCUGCUGGUAUCCGUUGUGUUAACCUACUGCUUGGCUGCUUGGCCCUCUACACAUCUUCAACAGCUUCUCCAUUCCCAGGACUCAUGUCUAAUAUUCCUCAAGCUUUCACCUAAUGCUUGAAACAGCCAUGCAUUCAUCCUAAUGCUGCCUCUCAAGCUCAAAUUAUGUCCAAGUUUUUUCAGUGGCAGUGCUAUUGAAACAGUAUGUUGUUUUUUGUCAAGCAAAGAGAGAGACACUUUGGUCAUUUGUAUCAUGGUGCAAAAACACUUGCUACAGAACAGGAGAUCAACACACAGACGCCACCACAGUCAAAUGCUAGAAGACUCCCUCUCGUCCCCCACUGGGAAUAGCAACAGAGGAGAUCCUGUUGAAACCUAUGGAGCAAUGUUCUAGCCCAAGCAAUAUACCAUCAGAAGAUGUUCCAGACAGUGUGUUCAUUGACCUGUUGUGUUGACAGGUGGCAGAGCUACACUGACAGACUCCUGCAAUUAUCCUUUAUACACAUAGGACAGACAUCUUGUCCCUCUCUAUGGUCUGUGUCCCCAGGAGUGCUGUGGGCCUCUGGCUGCUUCACACUGUGGACAUUAACCUUAUGUUCCUCAGCCCGGCUGACCUGACCUAACCCCACUCCAGCCUCAGCCCUAUAGCCAUCCAUCCAUCCAUCUCUCCCUCUCUCAUUCAGUUAGUCAGUGAGGCAGAACACAGCUUCAGACAGCAGCAUGGUAGGGGGUCCAUGGCCACUGAACCGACGACAGAGUGGACAGCCGAAAGCUGCUCUGUCUUGCACUAUCCAAGUACUACAGUAUACCGCGGUGCUUGGUGUUCUGUAGGUCUGAAUCCUAAAGGAUGUGUUGUAUCUCAGCACACUCGCUGCAGGCUGUGACAAUGCCUGUGGAAUGCUGUUACUCCUGGUGGCUCAGAUACAAUAGCGGGAUUUGCUUGCUGUUGUUGUGAUCUUAUAUCUGACUGCAGAUGUGGAACUACAUGUUUUACUCCUCUGUCAGGAUCCUGGGCAUGUAUGGAUGGACUGAGUAUGAUGUGCUUUGUAAAGCUGUUUGAGGGAAUGGUUGUACUGAAUUGACCCAAAAUUCUUUACAAGGUUGUGAUGAGAUAGACUCAGACAUCAGAGUAGUCAUGACGACCUCACAUGAGGAAUGAUGAAACAACUGAUUGAAUAUUGUUAUUGUCAGAAGUCUAAAAGGUGGAACUGACACUGAGAAGUGAAUAUGUUCUAUGAACGGUAUAUCUUUCAAUAGAUCCUAACAUUCCUGUGGGGUGAAAUAACAUCAUUCAGAAUGUUCUAGCUACCAUCCAUUUUAGGAAAGCUUACAGCUUGAACUGUAAGAGUCGUCGUUGGACUAAUGAAGGGGUGUGUCUAUUGAUAUGAGAUACCAUGUCAUCAUAUCUACUCUACUAUGGUGGGUUAGUAAAAGAUCUGACCACUCUGUGCAACUCACAUAUUUUUCUAUAAUGAAAACUGUGUACAGAAAUAUUUUAAAAGUGUGUUUUUUUAACAUGGUUGUUUAACGUGACUGAUAGUUACUUUUGCCUUAAAUUGUAUUUUGUUGUUGUGUAGAAUUAUGAAAAUUACAUUAUUAUCCUAAUUGCUUGACCAAAGUAGGAGUUUGACAUUCAUGAGAAAGUGUGUUGUAUCAACUUGAUAUUUUGUCUUGUAUACAUUUGAAGUAUAUUCUGAAAGGGAGUCAUGCGUCAUGCAUGCACUGUGAGUGUGUGUUAUUGUGUGUGUGUACGUUUCUGUAUAUUCAAGUAUUAAGUAUUUAUGGUGUAAAUACCUGUAGCUCCAAUAUGCUCCUGAGCACGACAAGUAAAGACCAUGCAGGAGUAGUAUUGUGUUCUUCAAGGCAGGAGUAGUAUUGUGUUCUUCAAGGCAGGAGUAGUAGUGUGUUCUUCAAGGCAGGAGUUGUACUGUGUUCUUCAAGGCAGGAGUAGUACUGUGUUCUUCAAGGCAGGAGUAGUAUUGUGUUCUUCAAGGCAGGAGUAGUACUGUGUUCUUCAAGGCAGGAGUAGUACUGUGUUCUUCAAGGCAGGAGUAGUAUUGUGUUCUUCAAGGCAGGAGUAGUACUGUGUUCUUCAAGGCAGGAGUAGUACUGUGUUCUUCAAGGCAGGAGUAGUAUUGUGUUCUUCAAGGCAGGAGUAGUACUGUGUUCUUCAAGGCAGGAGUAGUAUUGUGUUCUUCAAGGCAGGAGUAGUAUUGUGUUCUUCAAGGCAGGAGUAGUAUUGUGUUCUUCAAGGCAGGAGUAGUAUUGUGUUCUUCAAGGCAGGAGUAGUAUUGUGUUCUUCAAGGCAGGAGUAGUAUUGUGUUCUUCAAGGCAGGAGUAGUAGUGUGUUCUUCAAGGCAGGAGUAGUACUGUGUUCUUCAAGGCAGGAGUAGUACUGUGUUCUUCAAGGCAGGAGUAGUAUUGUGUUCUUCAAGGCAGGAGUAGUACUGUGUUCUUCAAGGCAGGAGUAGUAUUGUGUUCUUCAAGGCAGGAGCAGUAGUGUGUUCUUCAAGGCAGGAGUAGUAUUGUGUUCUUCAAGGCAGGAGUAGUACUGUGUUCUUCAAGGCAGGAGUAGUACUGUGUUCUUCAAGGCAGGAGUAGUAGUGUGUUCUUCAAGGCAGGAGUAGUAUUGUGUUCUUCAAGGCAGGAGUAGUACUGUGUUCUUCAAGGCAGGAGUAGUAGUGUGUUCUUCAAGGCAGGAGUAGUACUGUGUUCUUCAAGGCAGGAGUAGUAUUGUGUUCUUCAAGGCAGGAGUAGUAUUGUGUUCUUCAAGGCAGGAGUAGUACUGUGUUCUUCAAGGCAGGAGUAGUAUUGUGUUCUUCAAGGCAGGAGUAGUACUGUGUUCUCAUAUGGGUCAGAUUUAACACGAGUGUCUCACCAAGAAUUGCACUGGCAAGGUUUUUAUAACUGUUGAGAAAGAGCAAGAGCUUUUAGAGUUGUCUCAGCGUUAAGCUUCAAACCCCAUUGACUGGAGAAGAAUCCUCCCCGUUGGCAGGAAACCAGAAGCAUAGAGUUAGUUAUUUGCUUUCCUCUUUUAUUGAACCACAUAGAGUAACACACCUUCGGGCCAGUACCUAAGCUUACUAAACUAAUGACAGAACAGUAGCUAUAUUUAAAACAUGUGAAUGUAAAAAUGUUUCUGUAUCCCCAUCCCUAUAAUAAUGUCAAUAACAUACCAGCAACGAUGUCCUGGUCUGGGUGAAUACUGUUUGAUAGGAUGAUAUACACUUUGACUUGUGAUUUGUAUCUUGAUCAUGACAAUGUCAUCUGAUCGUGACGAUGUCUUAACUUAACCCAUCAAUAUAAUGUGUUGUACACUGUAUGGUACUCACUGUAUUUUCAACGACACUACCAUUGGGUGUUGUACAGUACACUAUUUACAGUCAUUCUGAUUUCAGCUGGCCUGUUUCCUAUAAAAUGUGGUGGGAAGGGCAAAACAAUUGGCAUUCAAUAUUUUACAUAAUUUAUGUGAAUGAAGUGAUAUGUCUUUAUUUAUUGUCAUGCUGUUCUAUCUGGAGGAAAACUGUAUGGUCAGAGUUACACUGCUGCAGAAAUCAAAUUGAACAUUUUGUACAGUUUUAAUGUAGUGGAAACAUUUGUUUAUAUGAUAUAGUUUCCUGUAAUUGUGUUAUUGGACUUCAACCAUCUCUCACUAUCCUGCCAGUAAUAAAAAAUGAGCACAGACAAA
Oncorhynchus mykiss (rainbow trout) is the source of this 7145-nucleotide messenger RNA. The record is from RefSeq and is a predicted model, not a curated record. Lineage: Eukaryota; Metazoa; Chordata; Actinopteri; Salmoniformes; Salmonidae.